AUGGAAGCGGAAAUUGUGAAUGUGAGACCUCAGCUAGGUGUCAUCCAGCGAGUGGUUCCUGCUCUACUGCCAGUCCUUUUGGUUUCUGUCGGAUAUAUUGACCCCGGAAAAUGGGUUGCAAAUAUCGAAGGAGGUGCUCGCUUUGGGUAUGACUUGGUGGCAAUAACUCUGCUUUUCAAUUUUGCCGCCAUCUUGUGCCAGUAUGUAGCCGCUCGAAUAAGUGUUGCAACUGGUAGGAACUUAGCUCAGAUCUGCAACGAAGAAUAUGACAAGUGGACGUGCAUGUUCUUAGGCGUUCAGGCGGAGUUCUCAGCAAUUCUGCUCGACCUUACCAUGGUUGUGGGUGUGGCACAUGCACUUAACCUUCUCUUUGGGGUGGACUUAUCCACUGCAGUGCUUUUGGCCGCCAUUGAUGCAUUUUUGUUUCCUGUUUUCGCCUCUUUCCUUGAAAAUGGUAUGGCAAAUACAGUAUCCAUUUGCUCAGCAGGCCUGGUUUUAAUUAUCUAUGUUUCUGGCGUCUUGCUGAGUCAGUCUGAGAUACCAUUCUCAAUGAACGGAGUGUUAACUCGGUUAAAUGGAGAGAGUGCAUUCGCACUGAUGGGUCUUCUUGGAGCAAGCAUCGUCCCUCACAAUUUUUAUAUCCAUUCUUAUUUUGCUGGGGAAAGUACAUCUUCUUCCGAUGUCGACAAGAACAGUUUGUGUCAAGACCAUUUGUUCACCAUCUUUUGUGUCUUCAACGGACUUUCACUUGUAAAUUAUGUACUGAUGAAUGCAGCAGCAAACGUGUUCCACAGUACUGGCCUUGUGGUACUGACUUUUCAGGACGCCAUGUCACUAAUGGAGCAGGUAUUUAGGAGUCCACUCAUUCCAGUGGUCUUUUUGAUGCUCUUGUUCUUCUCUAGUCAGAUUACGGCACUAGCUUGGGCUUUCGGUGGAGAGGUCGUCCUGCAUGACUUCUUGAAGAUAGAAAUACCCAGUUGGCUUCAUCGUGCUACUAUCAGAAUUCUUGCAGUUGCUCCUGCCCUUUAUUGUGUGUGGACAUCUGGUGCUGAUGGGAUAUACCAGUUACUUAUAUUCACCCAGGUCCUGGUGGCGAUGAUGCUUCCUUCCUCUGUAAUACCGCUGUUUCGCAUUGCCUCAUCGAGACAAAUCAUGGGUGUCUAUAAAAUUCCUCAGAUUGGCGAGUUCCUUGCACUUACAACAUUUUUGGGGUUUCUGGGUUUGAAUGUUGUUUUUAUUGUUGAGAUGGUGUUUGGGAACAGUGACUGGGCUGGUGGUUUGAGAUGGAAUACUGUAAUGGGCACCUCAAUUCAGUACACCACUCUGCUUGUAUCGUCUUGUGCGUCGUUAUGCCUGAUGCUCUGGCUUGCAGCUACACCACUGAAAUCUGCCAGUAAUAGAGCAGAGGCUCAAAUUUGGAACGCAGAUGUCCAAAAUACUGUAUCUUAUACAUCUGUUCAAGAAGAGGAAACUGGGAGAAUUGGCACAAGGCGGCACGAAGAAGAAUCAAUAAUGCAGGAAACUGGGAGAACUGAAACAAGGCGGCACAAAGAAGAAUCAAUAGUGCGGCUGGAAAACAGGGUAAAGGCUGAAUUUGAUAGUACGUCUGUUGCUAGCCCGGGCUAUGAUUUGCCAGAGAACAUUCUAAUGACUGAUCAAGAAAUCCGUUCGGGCCCUCUUGAGGAAAGUGAGUUGGAUGUGAAAUUCACUGCGCCUCAAGUUAGGAGUCUUGGGGAAGACUCUGAUGUAAAGGAACAGUCUUUAAAACAGUCAACGGUGGUCAAUGAGGUUAGUGACAAGGAUUUGGUUGUGGAAACAAAGAAGGGGAAGAUUGAACCGAUGAGUCUUGUGGAGAAGACUGUAAGCAUGGAAAAUAACAAGUUCAUUGAUAAGGAUGUUGAAGAAGUUUCAUGGGAAACAGAAGAAGCUACCAAAGCUGUUCCUGAAAGCAACUUUACUGUUGUAUCGGAUGGUCCACCUUCAUUCCGCAGUCUAAGUGGGAGAAGCGAGGAAGGGGGAAGUGGUACUGGAAGCCUCUCACGGUUGCAAGGUUUGGGGCGUGCUGCACGGCGACAUUUAUCUGCGAUCCUCGAUGAGUUUUGGGGACAUUUAUAUGAUUUUCAUGGGCAAUUGGUAGCUGAAGCCAGGGCAAAGAAAUUAGAUCAGUUGCUUGGCGCUGAACAAAAGUCAGCCUCUUCUGUGAAAGUGGAUUCGUUUGGAAAGGACAUGAGCAGUGGAUAUUGCAUGUCACCAACUGCGAAGGGAUUGGACUCACAGAUGAAUUCAAAUUCAUACGAUUCAUUGAAGCAGCAGAGGACACCCGGAAGUAUUGAUUCUUUGUAUGGACUACAAAGAGGUUCAUCACCAUCACCGCUGGUCAACCGUAUGCAGAUGUUGGGUGCAUAUGGUAGCACUACCAAUAAUAAUGCGUAUGAAUUGGGUGAGAGAAGAUACUCCAGCCUCCGUGCUCCAUCCUCUACAGAGGGUUGGGAACACCAACAACCAGCCACGAUUCACGGAUACCAAUUAAAGUCCUAUGUUGACAAUUUGGCAAAAGAAAGGCUUGAAGCCUUACAAUCCCGUGGAGAGAUCCCGACAUCUAGAUCUAUGGCCAUUGGUUCAUUGAGCUAUACACAGCAACUGGCUUUAGCCUUAAAACAAAAGUCCCAGAAUGGUCUAACCCCUGGACCGGCUCCUGGGUUUGAGAAUUUUGCUGGGUCUAGAAACAUAUCGCGACAAUCUGAAAGAUCUUAUUACGGUGUUCCAUCCUCUGGAAAUACCGAUAAUGUAAGUGCUGUAGUUGCCAAUGAGAAGAAAUACAGUAGCAUGCCAGAUAUAUCAGGAUUGUCUCUGUCUGCAAGGAAUAUGCAUAUGCCGAAUAACAAGAGUGGAUACUGGGAUCCGUCAACUGGAGGAGGAGGGUAUAGCUCGACUUAUGGUCGAUCAAGCAAUGAAUCGUUGUUAUAUUCUAAUUUGGGGUCACGGGUUGGAGUACCCUCAGGUUAUGAUGACAUUUCUGAGUCAAGAGGAGGAGGCUACAGAGAUGCCUAUACUUUGCCACAGAGUGCAACAACAGGGACCGGAUCACUUUGGUCUAGACAGCCUUUUGAGCAAUUUGGUGUAGCAGAUAGGAAUGGCGCUGUUGGUGAAGAGGUCAGGAAUAGAUCGAAUCCGAUAAAUAUAGACAACAACGCUUCUACUGUCGAUGCAGAGGCAAAGCUUCUUCAGUCGUUCAGGCACUGUAUAUUAAAGCUUAUUAAACUAGAAGGAUCCGAAUGGUUGUUUGGACAAAGCGAUGGAGUCGAUGAAGAACUGAUUGAUCGGGUAGCUGCAAGAGAGAAGUUUAUCUAUGAAGCUGAAGCUCGCGAAAUAAACCAAGUGGGUCACAUGGGUGAGCCUCUGAUUUCAUCAGUUCCUAACUGCGGAGAUGGUUGCGUGUGGAGAGCUGAUUUGAUAGUGAGCUUUGGAGUUUGGUGCAUUCACCGUGUCCUUGACUUGUCUCUCAUGGAGAGUCGGCCUGAGCUUUGGGGAAAGUACACAUACGUUCUCAACCGCCUUCAGGGAGUGAUAGAUCCGGCGUUCUCAAAGCCGCGGACACCGAUGACACCAUGCUUCUGCCUUCAGAUCCCCACGAGUCAGCAGAGAGCGAGUCCGCCUUCGAACGGAAUGUUACCUCCGGCAGCAAAACCGGGGAAAGGCAAAUGCACAACAGCAGUCACACUUCUUGAUCUUAUCAAAGACGUUGAAAUGGCAAUCUCUUGCAGAAAAGGCCGGACCGGUACAGCUGCAGGAGACGUAGCUUUCCCAAAAGGGAAAGAGAAUUUAGCUUCGGUAUUGAAACGGUAUAAGCGUCGGUUAUCGAAUAAACCGGGUGUUAUGAAUCAGGAUGGACCCGGUUCAAGAAAGAACGUGAAUGCGUACGGAUCAUUGGGUUGA
This is a messenger RNA of Arabis nemorensis, 3936 nucleotides long. NCBI's taxonomy places the organism in Eukaryota, Viridiplantae, Streptophyta, Magnoliopsida, Brassicales, Brassicaceae. The record is from the annotation of a GenBank genome assembly.